Messenger RNA from Meyerozyma guilliermondii ATCC 6260, 333 nucleotides. RefSeq lists its product as uncharacterized. The record is from RefSeq and is a predicted model, not a curated record. Gene Ontology annotation, molecular function: RNA binding. Gene Ontology annotation, biological process: mRNA splicing, via spliceosome. The coding region runs from base 1 to 333 and encodes 110 amino acids. Gene Ontology annotation, cellular component: precatalytic spliceosome; catalytic step 2 spliceosome; U2 snRNP. Lineage: Eukaryota; Fungi; Ascomycota; Pichiomycetes; Serinales; Debaryomycetaceae. The transcript has a single exon.
AUGUCAGACUUUCCUAUCGUCCUCGUCAAAAACUUACCCUACUCCAGCUCCACGGAUUCCUUGUAUGAGCUAUUUGGCAAAUUUGGGAACGUGCACCAAAUACGAAUCAGUGAUGGCCUGUCGGAAGAUGCUCCUAAAGGUACUUGUAUUGUGAUUUUCACCAACUUGGUCAGUGCUCAAAAAGCAGUUCAAGGUGCCAAUGGUAUCAAUUUUCAAGGCAGGUACCUUGUGGUGCUGAUGUAUGCCGUUGAUAUUUCCAAACUCGAUCGCCAGCAGUACGCUAUACGAGCAGACCGACUUGAAAAGUUGAAACAAGAGCAUGGAAUACAGUAG